This is a messenger RNA of Centruroides sculpturatus (bark scorpion), 735 nucleotides long. RefSeq lists its product as uncharacterized. NCBI's taxonomy places the organism in Eukaryota, Metazoa, Arthropoda, Arachnida, Scorpiones, Buthidae. The record is from RefSeq and is a predicted model, not a curated record. The transcript has a single exon. Bases 1 to 735 code for a protein of 244 amino acids.
AUGGAAAACAUAAGGAAGAGAGUUGAUCUCAGGUUAUUUUGUGAUGCUAAACAAGUAGUCGCUAAGCCGAACUUUAAACAUCGAACCAUAUUUACUGAAAACCUAUGUGCUAUUCACAUGAAUAAGACAAAAAUAUACUUCAAUAAACCCAUCUACGUGGGAAUGAGCAUAUUAGAUCUUUCAAAGUAUUUAAUGUAUGAUUUUCAUUAUAAUGUGAUGAAACCUAAAUAUGAUGAUAAUAUAAAACUGUUAUAUCAAGACACCGAUUCUUACAUUUAUAAUAUAAAAACUGAUCAUUUCUAUCAGGAUAUGAAAAGAAUUAUUAAUUACUUUGAUACAUCAGAUUAUAAAGAAGAUAAUGAAUAUGGUAUACCUAGAGUAAACAAGAAAGUUUUAGGUAAAAUGAAAGAUGAGAAUAAUGGUAAGAUAAUGACUAAAUUUGUGGGAUUAAGAGCAAAAAUGCAUGCCUUCAAAGUUGAGAAUAAAGAAGAAAAGAAAGCUAAAGACAUUGAGAAAUGUGUAGUUAAGAAUAAAAUAUCAUUUGAAGAUUAUAAAGACUGUUUAUUUAAUAAUAUAAAGCAAUGUAGAACAAUGAAUCUAAUUAGAAGUAAAAAGCAUAAAAUUUAUUCUAUGAAGGCAAACAAGUUAGCAUUAUCACCACAUGAUAAUAAGAGACAUAUAUUAGAAGAUGGUAUUCAUUUAUUAGCAUUAGGUCAUAAAUUUUUUCUUACAUAA